AAAUAAAUCAAAGUAAAGAGAUUAAAACCCCAAAAAUUAAAUUUUGUUAUUCUAAUACCUCUUUUGUGUUUCUAAUUCUUCCUUUUCUGGAUCUGUUUAUGAGAUUUGUUUGUUUGUUUUUUUUUUUUUUUUUCUGGUAUGGGCUGAAGGGGGGAGAAAAAUUGAAAGAACAACACAACAUCAGUUGUACCCUGCACAUGGCGACACCGUCAGUUCCGCCAUCGGUGGGGAUCUGCAGCGCGUCAGUUUUUAUCCCAAAAGAAAGGUAUUACGACAAUAUUUUUUAAAAUAGGGGUAUUGUUGUAAAAAACAAUUUUUUUUAGGGGCAAUUGAAAAAAAAAAUCCUAGAUUUAAGAAACUUUGUGAAACUGUGCGAUAUUCAACAGCAGUAAAUCCAAAUCCCACCGUAUAUUCCAUUUAUUGAACUCUCCAUUUAUCCAAUUACUUUCAUUGAUAUGCAACACGUGCAGUGAAAAUUUUGAAAGGUCCAGAUUAAAAGUUUUAAAUUCAUCUUCUUUAUGCUAGUUCCAUCGUCUUCAUCCCAUCAUCUUCACCUGUCGCCGCCGGCGCCGCCCUCUCCCUCUCUGUGGCAACGACGCUCUUCCAUAUAUACACAACGACGCUCAAUCUCACUAAAAUCUCACUCUCUUAUUGCAAGAACAAAGAGGAUCAAGAACAAUAGCAGCAAAAUUAGACUGAUUCGUGAUGACAGCGGCGGGACGGUGAGGUUCGAUCAUGACAUCAACGACGGUGAACUGGCGGUGAGGAGAUGCAUAGAAAAUAUAUUAGUAAUCUUCUUUCUCUAAUGGAACAGAUCGAAAAUAUAUUAUUGUUUUUCACAUUCAUCUUAAUUUGAUUUUGAUUUCUGCAAGAUUUUCCCAACUUUUUGAGGAACUUUUACGAAUCUUUGCAGAAUUAAAGAAUUGUGAUUCUCAGUGGAUUCAUCUAACACUCCAUUUUAUCCCACUUCCCACACUCAUCCAUGGUUUCUUCUUUGAUUUCUCGUGCUUCACGGAAGUUUCUCAAACCUACUCUCCUUUCUUCUAGCUUCUCCUCUUCUAUUUUCAAUCCCUUGAUUCCCUCUCAUCCAAAUCCCAGUCAAAAUAUUUCAAUCACUUCAUUUAAGCCAACCCACAUUGGGAUUUAUGAUCAUCACUUUUGUAAAAAUGUUGGGUCACUCUCAAAUUUUCAACUUGUUGUGCAUAUUUCUACAUCACCUUUGAGAUUAGGUCAGGAUAAGGAAAACAAGAAUCAGAGUAGUAUUAGUAGUUGUAACGUCAGUAGUGGAGGGGGUGUCUCUUGGAUUGAUUUGUACUUGCAUACGUCGGUUCAGCCUUAUGCUCGCCUUGCUCGCCUCGAUAAACCGAUUGGAACGUGGCUGCUGCUAUGGCCUUGUGUGUGGUCAAUAACCUUGGCUGCACACCCGGGGCAUCUUCCUGAUUUGAAAAUGUUGGCUCUGUUUGGAUGUGGGGCUUUGCUUUUGAGAGGUGCUGGGUGUACUAUUAAUGAUCUUAUUGAUCGGGAUAUUGAUACAAAGGUAGAACGUACAAAAUUGAGACCUGUGGCAAGUGGUAUUUUGACACCAUUUCAAGGACUUUCUUUUCUUGGAUUUCAACUGCUUUUGGGUCUUGGUAUUCUUCUACAACUGAAUAAUUAUAGCCGUGUUUUGGGCGCCUCAUCCUUGUUGCUUGUCUUCUCAUAUCCAUUAAUGAAGAGGUUUACAUUUUGGCCUCAAGCAUUUCUUGGCCUGACCUUUAAUUGGGGGGCUCUGUUGGGAUGGGCAGCAGUUAAAGGAAAUCUGGAUCCAUCUAUUGUGCUGCCACUUUAUGCCUCUGGAGUUUGUUGGACUCUUGUGUAUGAUACUAUCUACGCACAUCAGGAUAAAGAAGAUGACUUGAAAGUGGGAGUUAAAUCAACAGCUUUACGCUUCGGUGAUUCAACUAAGGAGUGGCUUACUGGGUUUGGGAUCGCAAGCCUUAGUAGUCUUGCUCUCAGUGGAUUUAAUGCUGAACUAGGGUGGCCAUAUUAUGCAUUUCUGGGAGUUGCAUCUGGACAUUUAGGCUGGCAAAUAUGGACAGUUGACCUUUCUUCUCGUUCUGAUUGCAAUAGGAAAUUUGUAUCAAAUAAGUGGUAUGGAGCUAUCAUAUUUGGUGGAAUCCUAGCUGGAAGACUAUCAUUAUAGGAUGGCACUGUCAGCUCACUGCUCACAUAAAUGAGUUAAAAGAAGUAAAGGAUUUUUUUUAUAGCACAUGAAACCUGGACAUUGUAGCUCCAUAAUCUUUGAGGUUGUGUCAAAGAAAUUGAUGCUCAAGAAACUUUCGCAGUUUGAAUUAUGGGAACAAGCGUGAGAUGCCAAGGUGCAAUUUGAAGUUCCAAGUUCAAGUAGAGUGAUUGGUGUUAGUCCCACUCACGUAUAUAUUGAUGAGUGAUGGUGUUAGUCCCUCAUGUUUGGAUGAGUGAAAGGGUAUCAUAUUUGUUAUAUGAUGACUUUCAUCGAUGAUUAUAGGAAGUAGAUGGAUGGUAUUUAUAAUGAAAGAAAAAUUAGAAACAUUGAAAAACUUGAAGCACAUUUCAAGAACAAUUUUGAAUACUGAAGUCAUAA
Molecule: messenger RNA, 2602 nt
Organism: Trifolium pratense (red clover)
Lineage: Eukaryota; Viridiplantae; Streptophyta; Magnoliopsida; Fabales; Fabaceae
Product: 4-hydroxybenzoate polyprenyltransferase, mitochondrial-like
Exons: 9
Coding region: 983-2182 (399 amino acids)
Biological process (GO): ubiquinone biosynthetic process
Cellular component (GO): mitochondrial inner membrane
Molecular function (GO): prenyltransferase activity
Source: RefSeq, a predicted model, not a curated record